CCAGGACUCGUCCCCCCUGGUCCCGCCAAUACUCUCCCUGCGCACAGCCCGCGAAGGGGGCCAGAAACCGAAGCCCGGGGGGCAUGUCCUGUGUGGCGGCGACUACUGUAACGUGCUGAAAGCAGGCACGGCGGGUGAGUUCGCCCACGGCCUCUUGGACUGCCCGGGGCUCCUGGCCAAUGGCGACAUAGACGCAGUGCAGUGGGGCGGUCGGGGAAGGGACAGGCGCCGCCGUGUUCUGGUUGGCGAUGAUCUGCAG
Messenger RNA from Nannochloropsis gaditana CCMP526, 259 nucleotides. Its product is annotated as atp synthase alpha subunit. The transcript has a single exon. The record is from RefSeq and is a predicted model, not a curated record. The annotation marks the transcript as partial.